UUUGAUAAAUUAUUUAUUAAAAUGGAUGAAAUUAAACUAACUGAUGAUGUAUUUGAACAAAUAAAAGAGUUCAAUCGUUAUGAUUUGACUGAAAAACAAAAAUCGUUAAUUGAUAAACUAAUAACAAAUGAAGAAUUAAAAGAACGUUAUAAAAAAAAUGGUUUAUGUAAAAAUUGUAAGCAGCCUAAAACUACUUAUAGUUAUUGUCAGUCAUGUAAAUCACAAUAUUUUAAACAAAAUUUCAAAAAUUGGACAAGUGGAAAUCAUGACGUUGAUGAAUUUAUUCAAAAAGUACAAUUAAAUGCUAAAAAUGAAAACCAAAUCAUAGAGUGGAUUGAAUAUGAUAAAUUUGAAGAUGUUGAAUAUUUAGCAAAAGGGGGAUUUGGAACUACCUUUAAAGCAGUUUGGAAAGAUGGUCCUUGGAAAAUUAAUUAUGGCAAUGAACAAUUGGAAAGAGAUGGUGAAACAAAAGUCGCUUUAAAGUGCUUACAUAAUUCCCAAGAUAUUACAGCAGAUUUUUUAAAAGAAGUUGAAUCAAAUAUUUUAGCUAUUGAAUCAUAUUAUAGUCGUUAUGUAGUACGUUGUUUUGGUAUUACCAAAGAUCCAAAAACAAAUAAUUUUAUGAUGGUGAUGGAUUUAAAAGAGGGUAACUUAAGACAACAUUUAAAUAACAACUUCAUUUCACUGAAUUGGGAGCGAAAGUUGUGGAGUUUAUAUAGUAUUGCAUCUGGUCUUAAAGAUAUUCAUAAUCAAGGAUUAAUUCAUCAUGAUUUUCAUUGUGGGAAUAUAUUAAGCGAUUUUGGUAAUGCUUGUAUUACUGAUUUGGGAUUAUGCCAACCAGCAAAUGUCAAACCCUCUCAAAAUAGCAAUAAAAAAAUAUAUGGAGUAUUACCUUAUGUAGCUCCAGAAGUUUUAAGAGGAAACGAAUAUACUCAAAAAAGUGAUAUUUAUGGAUAUGGGAUCAUUGCAUAUGAAAUUUGUACAG
This is a messenger RNA of Rhizophagus irregularis DAOM 181602=DAOM 197198, 985 nucleotides long. Lineage: Eukaryota; Fungi; Glomeromycota; Glomeromycetes; Glomerales; Glomeraceae. The record is from RefSeq and is a predicted model, not a curated record.